This is a messenger RNA of Tribolium castaneum (red flour beetle), 1023 nucleotides long. It is a transcript of the gene Ubc6, whose product is annotated as Ubiquitin conjugating enzyme 6. Gene Ontology annotation, molecular function: ubiquitin conjugating enzyme activity. Gene Ontology annotation, cellular component: HULC complex. Lineage: Eukaryota; Metazoa; Arthropoda; Insecta; Coleoptera; Tenebrionidae. Bases 178 to 633 code for a protein of 151 amino acids. The record is from RefSeq and is a predicted model, not a curated record. The transcript is spliced from 3 exons. Gene Ontology annotation, biological process: DNA repair; protein polyubiquitination; proteasome-mediated ubiquitin-dependent protein catabolic process.
UUAGUGCUAUUUUUGUUUAUAAGUCGUCCUUUCUCGUAUGUCAUGCGAGUGCGAGUUUCAUAGUGUUUUAGAAGUAAAAUAAAUUAAUUUGUACAGUUGUAAAUUUCCGUAUUUGUAUAAUUUAGCUACAUUACCACUCCCCUAGCUAGUUUUUUAUUUAAUUUAUUUUAUGAAAAAAUGUCGACUCCGGCCCGACGACGCCUCAUGAGAGAUUUCAAACGGUUGCAGGAGGACCCCCCCACGGGAGUCAGCGGCGCCCCCACAGACAAUAACAUUAUGAUAUGGAACGCCGUCAUCUUUGGCCCCCACGAUACGCCCUUCGAGGAUGGCACCUUUAAAUUAACUAUCGAAUUCACAGAAGAAUAUCCCAAUAAACCGCCCACGGUCCGAUUUGUGAGUCAUAUGUUUCAUCCCAACGUUUACGCCGAUGGGGGCAUCUGUUUAGACAUUUUACAGAACAGGUGGAGCCCCACGUACGAUGUCUCGGCGAUUUUAACUUCAAUUCAAUCGUUACUGAGCGACCCCAACCCGAACUCUCCAGCGAACUCGAUGGCCGCACAACUCUAUAAAGAAAACAGAAGAGAAUACGAGAAGCGAGUAAAAGCGUGUGUGGAGCAGAGCUUUAUCGACUAGCGCCUUGGCAAGAAGUGUGUAUACCUGAGCUACUUUCUGUGCUUCUAAAUUACAGCCACGCGUAUCGUUCUAAGUUGCUUCAAUCUCAAAAUAUUCAAAAACUGAUUUGUCGUCUGCAACUCACUAGAUAUUUUAUCAAGUUGGACAAUUUUUCCCGGUUCUAAAUUAAUUUCAGUCACGAUUUAUCAGUAUGUAUUCAAUAACAGUGUAAGUAAAUUUUUUAAAAAGAAAAUAUUAUGUAUUUUUUAAGUACUUUCAAUUUGUUACACAUUUAUUUAAUAAGUUGUGUUAAUCUCUUUAUGUUUUCCCCUAUUCGUACGAUUUCACCUCAUCAAGGGUAUUUAAAUGUGUUAUGCAUAUACUUAAAUAAAUUAUUAUAAGAAAAAACAA